UAUACUUCCUAUCAGUUGUACAUCUCUCUGUUCCGCGCUGUGGGCUGUUCUCUCGCAAGUGCGCCCGGACUGCCCCGCAACAUAGGCUACUGCAUGAGUAAAUCUCUGCAGGUUGCUUGCUGAGGAUAAUUAUUAUACAGUGACUCCAAUACAUGGACUGACUCAGUUAUUUUGGAGACUUCGGAAACAUAAGAUAAUAAAAUAGAGACGUAUAUUUUUAUGCAUGGGCAUUAUCUAUACUUUACCCGCGAAAUAAAUGAUGUUCUUAUUUUUUAGUGCUUUUCUCGUCAGUCCGUUGACCUAUUGGAAAAACACAUACAUUUCGAAGAAGUGACGAGGAUUCAGAAUGCGUACUCUGUUCUUAACAGUUCUACUCGGAGCGGUCGGAGCUCUAGCCAAUAAGGAGGCCUGUAGCUCAGGUAAGUUCACCACCACUGGGGAGUGCUGCAAGCAGUGCCAGCCCGGGGAGGGAGUCAUCAAGCCAUGUGGAGCAACACAGACUGUCUGUGCCGCAUGCGUCGACAGUGAGACGUUUGCGGAGAACUUAAGCCACAACGAGACGUGCCAGCCGUGCACCCGCUGCGUGGGCCUCCUCCGCAUGCAGACGCCCUGCACCGACUCCAACGAUGCCAUCUGUGUUUGCGACUACGGCUACUACCUCAACGAGCUGUCCAGCCAGUGUCAGAGCUGCACCAAGUGCCCUGAGGGCCAGGGCAUGCUGUACAGCUGUGAACACGACCGCGACACCGUGUGCGAGGAGUGCACCAGAGAUACGUACUCUGACCAAGAGAGUUCGCGGGAGCCCUGCCUGCCCUGCACCAUCUGCGACGAGGACGACGAGCUGGAGAUCAAGGCCUGCAACUCCAUCAGUGACACCGUUUGCCAAGAUCUGAACCCGCCGCUCUUCUCCUCCAUCUCGCCCCCUCCCUCUGGGGGCUCGUCCCUGCCCUCGUUCACUGACGAUGACGCCCUUUUCCCCUACGGCCCCACGGAGACCGCCACCACCACCACCACUACCAGUACAAUCAAGUUCAUAGGCGACGAGCUGAACAAGAACCUCAUCCCCAUUUACUGCUCCAUCUUGGCAGCCGUUGUGGUGGGCCUCGUAGCCUUCAUCGUCUUUAAGAGGUGGAACAGCUGUAAGCAGAACAAGCAGGGCGCCAACAACUGCACAGCAAAUCAGAACCAGACUCCUUCGCCGGAGGGGGAGAAGCUGCACAGCGACAGUGGCAUAUCGGUGGAUAGCCAAAGCCUACAGGAGCAGCAAGGCCAGGGGCAGACUCAGGCACAGACAGUGGUCACUGUGGAUGAGGAGCCUUGUCUGCUCCUUCCCCUCCACACGCGAGAGGAGGUUGAGAAACUACUCUACAGGGGUGGAGAAGGGGAGGGCUACGACCACACGGAGGACAGAGAUUGGUGCAGCCUGGCAGGGCUGCUGGGAUACCAGGAAGAGCGCAUCGCCACAUUCCGGCAGCAGGAACAUCCAAUCCGUGCACUGCUCUCUGAUUGGGCGAGCCAGGAUUGCGCCAGCCUGGACACGCUCUGCACGGCGCUGUGCAAGAUCAACCGCGAAGACAUCGCACAGAGCCUCGUGCUCAGCCCCAACACCGUCAAACCCACUGCCACAUCUGCAGUGUGACCAUUUGACCAUUACCGCCAAUGCUACGAAAACAUCACAGCCAAACCCCCCCCCCCCCCCCCCCCCACCCCCCCACAGUCCAUCCAUACUGUGACUAUUUAACCGACUACACCAACCAUCUGAGCAAUUACACCAAUGCCAAACCAUGCAGAUCGGCAAACCAAAGUCUGAUCAUCCACACCUGAUGCCAAAACUACUCCUAUCAAUCCACCAAGACUCGGCCCAGACCUAAAUCGAACAUUUCUGCGAGACUUCGGCAGCCACUGCAUCCCUUACCGCCUUUAUGGUCCUUCCUAAGCGUGCCGCAUCGUGUGAAACCUAUCGCUUCCAAUUCCACUUGUGAACCUAUGUCAAACUCUGUGGCUGGUGCACUUUCAAGAUACACAAACCCAUGAUGGUCAACUGUGGCCUUGUAACCAUACUACUGGAUGUUCCACUGUGUCUUCAGUGUGCCCAAAACAGUCAGGCACCAUUUUGCUCUGCCCUCUCACUAACCCGGAAGUAGCAAAAGGCUACAAGACUCUGGGGAUUGAGGUUAAUUUUCAUUUUCUGUGCUUCUCUUAUGACUGAACUAAUUGUUUUCAUCCAUUCCUCACUUGCAACACAGAACUCUGGCUUGUGGUGCCUUGAUGAACAUCCCUUGGCAUUCAACACGUACAGCAAGGUACUACUAUUCUUUCAUUUCAUUUUUGUUGUUCUGUACUACCAAAGCCUAGCUUAUCAACCAUACCUAUACCUAUUAUAAUAUCUGAACAUUAAAUUGUUUGUAAUUUAUUGGCAAAAUAUUCCAUUAUUUGUGACCAUUUGCUAGUCAAUCAAUGACUGUCGGUCAAAGCUGAAUGGUGGUCAUUUUCAGCAGAGAUCAAGGACUGGAAAGAUAUAACGAGCUAGACUACAAAAGGUUAGCACUAAAUCCAAACCAAUUCUUAUGUGAAAAAAGCUAAUGACAUAUCAACCUGCAUCGUCGCCUCUAUUAUUUUCAACACAUUGAUAUGGAGAAGCUCAAUUAUUUGAGCCGUUUCCUCCAUAAUAUUUUGUGAAAUGAAAUAUUAAGGAGAAAUAUCCCCUUUCAAACUUAAGUUAUCGUAUGCAUUAUUAUUAUUUCUUUAGACCUGACAUAGGAACAGUUCCCAGUAUGUAUAUAUCUACUGGAACAAAGUCAGAGUAGUGGACUGGCUGACCUGUGCUGCCUAACAUGGUAGUCUGUGGAGCAGGCAACCUGACUCCAGCUUCUAUCUGGCCAGGCCCAUCUGCAUAACACUGGGGCUCUCACACUAGGCCUAUACUCUGACCUAGAUAGAAAAGGACUAGGAAUUUAAAACUCACUCACACAUAUAGGCCUAUCUACACACACAAACAUCCAUGAAUGCACGCACACACACACACACACGCACACGCACAAAUCUACACACACUUACAUACACACGUACACAAACACACAGAUGCAUGCAUGCAUGCCAGUAUCCACACACAUGUAUGCAUACACAUACUGUAUAAAAUAACAAACAAACAAAAAAGCCUGUGCUGUGUCAAUCAAGUGUUGUGUCAAUGAUAAGGGACCACAGGACCAAGGUCAUUGGACAUGAACAUACACCCUUUCAGGGACCACAUGCAGGACACCUUAUCGGACAUGAUGGACGUCGGCCAACUUGCAGUCAAAAAUAUUGCAGUCAUUCACACCACAACUGGAAUCUGUAUAAAUCAUGUAAUCCUUUCCCGUGAGGUCAUCCACUGCUGUGUUAGCAAGAGGAACAGCAUGUACACACUAGCGAGUCAUAUAACCGAUACACAUCAUAUUCAAAAUGCACAUACAAGUACUGUACAUAAAAUAACUUACGACUGAACAACUAGCCAUUAUUUCAGGCUAAGAUAUACAAAUCCAGGGUUAUCUAUUUCUGUUUAGUUUCUCAGGGUCUUUUGUGUGGCUUUAGUGAUUAGCUGGAUGUUUGUCUAAUGUUGUUUCCUUUUCCUAAUCAACGCUCAGACAACCUGAAUUAGUUGUGUAUAGGUUGAGGAAGGUGAGGGAGGCCUUGUGGAGGGAUCCAACACUAGCUAGUGUUUCAGGAAAGGCCCUUUGUAGAACUUACUCAGGCAAUGAUAUCAGUGGCGUUUCAGGUUGUCUUUCUAUGCAGUCGCGCUGCUCGGAGGAUCAGAUCUCACAUUGCCUGGAAAAGUGUUUAAAUGUUUAAAGUAGCAGGGACCAUAUUCAUAUGAUAUCUAGUAGGGGACUGCCAAAAAGACGACCCGGUGGCCAUUGUGACUGACAAUCCUUCAGACAAAAGAAUAGGGAUGGACGCAGAUCAGAGGAAAAACAGGGGUGUCUAGUUUCCCCAUUGUUCACGACAACAACCUUCGAAUGAAAGGCUAGUCCUUAGAGAUCGGAGACGAGCAAUACGGGAGGACUUCCAACCACUGAGAGUUGAAAAGAUGAAAAGAAGCAUGCCAAUUAGACCUUUUGGUAACAGGUUACUUAAAGCUGACGGGUAUAAUGCAUUAAGAUGUGGUUAUAAUGCAUUGUAAAAAUUGCUAUAGGCAUUUAUGUCCCACUUAUAAUGUCUUAUUGUCAUGCCAUGGUACCUACAUAUUAUAAGCCUCAUAAGCCUCAUUGUAUGCUUAUAACAAGUAAUAAAGCACUAUACGUGUUAGCUCAAAAUAAAAAUGUUAGCACAUCGGUGCAUUCAUAAAGCCUUCGUAAAUGCUUCAAAAUGUGUCGUAGGCAUGCAUAACCAUUACAGGCAGCUAUGAAUUAAGAACUGAGGGGGGUGUUCCCUUAUUUUUGUUGUGCUUUGUGGGGUCAUAUAUUUCUUAGCUUAUUUGAGGGUUAAAAUGCCAAUGCAUGCUUAUAACAAAUGUAAUUGCAGCAUAAUACAGCCUAAAGUGAAGCGUAUCCCCAUUUAUUCUCAUUGUCAACUUGAUUUUUUUUAUAUAUAUAUUUUUUUUUCAAUUUCACAUUGGGAAUUUUUUUUGGGGGGGGGACAGGGGUUGAAUGACAGGAGUUUGGAGGAAGUAACAGUGGUCGCUUGCUUUCUGUCCAUCAUUUAAUGCAAAGAGAUCUGUUAGGGCUGUCGUGUUAAAUUCUGGCAUUACUGACAUAUAGGUAGGUUCAAAGAGAGUGAAGACAAUAUUCAUGCUUUGCUGGACUUGAACCAGUCUAUGUCACAGAAUUGAUCCACGCCUGGUUUAGCUUGCUACUGCAAGAGUCUGGCCUGAGUCUAUAGGCACACGUGCCUAUUGUAAGUACUGUACAGCACGUUUCACCGAUAGUUUACUGAUCUUAGUUCAGUGGCUAAAUUACGAACAAAGGUAUUCUCAAGGGUUUUCAUGUGUUACUAGCAGUAAUAAACGGUAUUAUAGGUUAGAUUGUAGAGCACCGUAUGUAUUCGACAUCACAAGUGACCUGGGAAAUGUUUCAGGUCCCUGAUGAUGAUGUUGUGUUUGUUUUGUAUGUAUUUUUAUUUGAUUUUGAUAAGUGUUCAUUUGAAGUUUGUGUUUUUGAGCCCUCAAGGCUUAUCGUAAAAUAUCAUGGUCCGACAGGACUUCUGACUCAGAUGCAGUCUCUAGAGUCGAUCGACAGUGACUCAAUCCCACUUUACCUCAAUGACCUGACUCUAAAGAAAUAGAAUAUUUGGCCCAAAUGGUUUCACUGUAUGCCUUAGCCACAGUCAGUAGGACACAAAUUAAGCAUAGUCCUGAACUAAAAAGCUAUUUCAAA
Oncorhynchus mykiss (rainbow trout) is the source of this 5351-nucleotide messenger RNA. It is a transcript of the gene ngfrb, whose product is annotated as nerve growth factor receptor b. The record is from RefSeq and is a predicted model, not a curated record. Gene Ontology annotation, cellular component: plasma membrane; cell surface. Gene Ontology annotation, biological process: Rho protein signal transduction. Gene Ontology annotation, molecular function: death receptor activity; nerve growth factor binding; coreceptor activity. Lineage: Eukaryota; Metazoa; Chordata; Actinopteri; Salmoniformes; Salmonidae.